Messenger RNA from Sabethes cyaneus, 5012 nucleotides. RefSeq lists its product as uncharacterized. Lineage: Eukaryota; Metazoa; Arthropoda; Insecta; Diptera; Culicidae. The transcript has a single exon. Bases 1 to 4797 code for a protein of 1598 amino acids. The record is from RefSeq and is a predicted model, not a curated record.
AUGGAUGCGAGGCUUAAUAUAUUUGUGCUUCUCCUGUUCAUGAGCCAUACCAGAGCGAACACGGAAACGCCAUCUGAACAUCUCAUACCUCCGGCACCUCAGCAGAUCGUUCCAGCACAGGAUGUUGUUCAACUUUCAUCGAAUCAGCAACAAACCCAAUUGCCCUCAGAUCAGUUACCCGCGGUUUCAUCUCCUGUACUAGCACCAGCUCAGUACCCUCCGAGUCAGUACGGACAACCAGUGAAUCAUUUAAACGGAGGAUAUCAGUUCCCGCAGCAAUACCCUUCCCAAUACCCUCCCCAAUUCCCACCCCAACUACCACCACAACUGCAGCCACAAUAUCCAAUCCAAUCCUCAUUUCAACUUCCUGCCUAUAUUCACCAGCAUAUUGCAUUAGAACUCCAGCCACAAACUGCAGCCAAAACGUCGCUAUCUUACAGCCCACAUUUUCCAACUAAUUUCACUCCUCCAUUUCCACCUAAAUCCGAGUAUCCGUAUAAUGGAUUUCCUCCAGCCAAUUCUUUACAAUUCCCACCUAAGCCACUAUCCUCAUAUAAUUCCUAUUUCCCACCAAAUUUAACCGCACAAACUCCACCCAAAGUUCUUCCAGCUUACAACUCAUUCAUACCACCAUUACCAGUCACGAACUCAUUAUAUCCAGCGCCAUCAUUCCAACUUCCACUCCAAAUACCUGCUCCCUUUCCACCGAAAAUCACCAUAAAUCAACUUCCAUUAAGUUCACCGAGCAACCCUAAGCUAAGUCCUACGUCGACACUUCAGCAAAUACCCAUUCAAAACACCAAUCAAUACAACAACUCCCAAGAAACGACCCGAGUCCCGAAAACACUGCAGGCGAUUGGUUCGUCAAAUCCAUUGGUGUUCCAUAAAAUUACCGAUAAUCUCCGUCCUGGAGGUGCGACAUGGUACUACAAGCAAAAUCAACCGCAAAACCGAUCACCUCAUCCGUUAGCACCCAAGCUGAACUUUCCUGCUCAGCCACCCCAGAACUCUCAGUUAAAUCUAGCAAAUCAUGUUUCAUCUCAUAACCAGCUACCACAGUCAUCUCAUCUUGAGCAAUUGAAUCCACCACCACCUCCACUGCCACCUCCUCCACCCCAUCCACCACAGCAGAGUCAUCCAAACCAGUUGAAUAACCACUUCCCAGUCCAGUCCCACCUACAAUCGAACCAUCUGCAACAACCAACUCAUAACCAUCAUCAAUACGCCCAUUCGCCUUCCCACGGGCAGCACAAUCUAAACGCCCACCACGUGAAACCACUAACCCCGUUCGAAGUGUUCAACUAUCCAGAAUUCCAAAUCACUCCAAUAACGAUUCCUUCGCCAGAGUAUCCUCACUUUGAAACGCUGCGCAACCAAGUGAGUUUUCUGAAGGCAAAGCACAAGCACUUCUUCGAAAGUCAACCUGGACCGCUGCAGAGUGCUCCACUGAAGCAAUCUUUGCCGCACGCUCUCACGGAGCACAGCCAGUGGAACGCGAACGAACACCAGAAAACCGUACCGAGCAACCACAAUAACAUCCCUCCCCACAAACCCCCCGCUCACAGCCAACGGAGUCCUACGGAGCAAAACAAGCUGGUGCCACCCAAAUGGAACCCGGUAAAACAAGAAUUUGAACAAGCGAACACACCUCCGGUGGACUACGGUCAGUUCAACUCACAGAAAAAUCUUUUUACGGCAAACAAUCCCCAUGAACAGUUCCACCUGCCGCCGGCGCCCGACUUCAGCCAGUUCAGUCCACAGAAAAACCUCCUAACGGUGCAUAACCCUCACGAACAGUUCCAUUCGCCGGCUUUUGAUUUCAAUCAGUUCAACGCCCAGAAGAAUCUACUAUCGAUUCACAGCGACUAUGCCGCAUUCCCACCAGCAGCGAAGGAAUCGGCGGUACUGAGCGAUCUGGCUUUUAUCAGCAACUGGGAAAAGGCACUGGGAAUCAUUCACAAGACCGACCACGGUAACGCGGAGAAGGGACAAACCAUCCUAUCGGCUGGGGAUACCGAUGAUUUCAAGAAGAUGGACACCAUUCGUGGGGGAACGCAGCAGAAUUUGCUGAAAUCGCACAGCAAAUCAGCAACCAUGCAACGGCGUUCGGAGGUGAUAGAGGAACGAAUCCGAAAGAAGCCAUUUAGUGCCCGGAAGAAGAGUAAUAAAAAAGAGCAAUCGACGACGAAGAAGCAGAAGCAACAGCUGUCAGAUGAGAAGCCAACUACGGAACUGGUGGUGACAACUACGGAAGUGAUGCAAAUUGUGAAUGUAACGGAGACGGUGAAGCCGGCGGAUGAUAUAGUGACGGAAAGUAGUCGUCGGCGGAAGAGGGAUGUUGAACAGGUUGAAGCUGUUACCAUUGUUAGUGAGGGUCAGGCAAACACGACUGCAGUGCCGAUAAGUCAGAAUGACACCAGUACUGAGGCGCAUCCGUUGUUGGAGUCCUCCACUACGGAACAAACAACUGAGCCGAUUCAGGUUGCAACCCUUCCACAAGAUGCCGAAUUGUUACCUCAAGCGGAAGCGCUUGCCGCAAAGGAUUCCGCGGAAGAAGAAUACUCUGAGUACGAAGAUGUACCGCAUGCCGAAGCCCUAGUUUACGACGAUUUUGACGAUGCCUACUAUGAUGAUGAUGAGGAAUCGUCACAACUGCCAGCGCAAGCCCGUUCCGAUUCGUUUUUCUUCGAAGAACGCGACGGUACAACUUCGAGACCUUACGCGGAGGCUCUGGUCGACCCGAGAAACCUACAUGGAAAAGCCUUAAUACGGUUCCUAGAGGAGGCGAUCCGAAACUCGUCGGUAUACCUGCCGGUUGAGGCUGACGAUCGGAGCUUCGAUAUCGUAGAACCACCGAAGGAUGUCAUCAAGUUUCCUUACUAUGAAAGAACGGAACAACCGAUUAAUGUUGAUUCCGCAUUGCGCUUCGCCGAGAAUUUGACUCUCUUCUCCAAUGGUCCGUACAAUUCGAAAAGUGGAAAUCAGUGUAACGAGGUAGAUAUUGAAAUCUCGGAAGAACCAGAGGAGCCGGAGGGCGAGGAUGGAUUCCAACCUGUGCGACGAUUAAGGAGGUUGGGAAAUGGCAUAGAUUGUCUGAAGAAUAAGCACUUUGGAAAAGAACCGCUGGAUAACCCCCUAUUCAAGGAGCAAUUCGUGGGCGUUGGCCGGUCGGCUUCGGGUGGAUCGUCUGUUCUCCAACCGCAACCCGAUCCAUCGGUAGCCGUGUUUAGCGAUGUAAUCCGGUUGAUUAAGCAACUUUCGACGGAAGAAAACCGUGAGAAGGCUCGAAGUACCGAGGGGAUCGUUUCACCUAGACAGCUAAAUCUGCCAGAACCAAAGUCACACUCGCCGAACAAUGCCGUGCUGGAGCAGCUACGUCUGGGAAAGCGAAAGACGCUUCCACUAAAGCCGACCAAGAAAGCCGAGGAACCUAAACAGGAGCGCAACGAGACUACCAAUAGUGAACAACAGCAUCCGCUGAGGAUCGUAUUUCCCAGGAGAUUGAAUUUUUCCAAGACCUUCGAUGAAGGGAAGAAACCGGCGCUGGUGAAGGUCAACUAUGCUAAGCAUUUGGAAUCUGACGGGAUCAAAGUUAAAUUGAACCGUACUCGGCUGACCGAUCAUGACAGCUACAAGGCCAAUCUCGCGAGGAAGCUUAAUUUUGAUAAAUUAGACAAGCAAAAGAUCCCGAUAAGUCAGCGGAGGGAGUCGCGGGUCGAUACGUCGUUUUACGAGCCGUAUCCAACUCGUCCCACGCGAUUCAUGAAUCCCGGGAUUUUCGACAUUUCCACUUACUAUCCGCGUUUUACGGCCAGAGGACAUGACCUAACGGAUGAGGUUGAUGAUGAUGAUGACGAUGACGUUCUCGUCGAAAAAAGAACUCCUGCGAAACAGUUGAAUUAUGAUUUGUUGGAGCGAGAAGCAGAUGAAAUGUUAAGCAGUGUAAGGACGGGUCGAAAGGAAAAGGCUGUUGGUUCUAAACCAGUUGCAUUGCCUCUAACCUCCGGUCAGAACUCCGGUCAAAACUCCGUGAAGAACACGGGUCAGACCUCCGGUCAGAAGAAGGAAGAAGCUAAACCUUACGGGACCAGCUAUGCACCGUCCUAUAAACAGAUCCGUUUGUUGUCAUCUCGACUAAAACAGAAGGAUGAUGGUCAGAAAAAACCUCCAUCCCUGGACGAAUUGAUAAACUUUUACACCAACGAGAAAUCCCAUGAAUUAUACUCCGCGGAAUCGAGCACCCAGCGAAGGGACGGAAGCUCGAGUGAAAGCAGUUACGUAGUACCAACGGUUCACAAUCCUCUGCCGAUUUUCGAUGUCUCAACUUACUACCCCCGCUAUAUGGCCCGGGCCAACGAGGAACUAAAGCGAUCUCACCACGAAUACCUCAAACGUCGCGAUACUCAGCUUGUGCUGGAUGACCUGGCCGCUCUUCGUGCUCCGAAGGAGUAUCCUAACGGGGAUCGUAAAUCCGAUUACAACAGUAAUCUGAACAGCCCAACGUCGGCACCGAUUCGAGAUGAUAUAGCCGAUUUCUUCGAAGAUUCUCUGAGUAGCAGUUCCACACCGAACAGUUUGACCAAAGAUUCUCAUCACACGUUCAAAAAAUCAGAACCCUACAAUCCGGAUCUGCCGGUAACCGAUAAAGCGACCUUUGGUCUCGAUCAACCACCGACAAAACGGAAACCAGUGAAAAAGGUUCCCCGCAAACGGUUUAAGGCCGGUUCCAAGAGCUUGAAGCGACGCCCGGUCAAGUACCGAAAAGUACCAAAACAGCUCGUUCCCUAUAUCCCAUAAAGUGACAGAUGUUUCGCAGUUAGUCAUCCAAUCCAAGCAAUCCUUUUCCUCAUUAGAAAUUAAUUAUUUAUUGAGCGUCCCGUCCUUCCUGAGGAAGUAGUUAUGAGACGUUUGAAACACUGAUACGGCGAUUAGUUCACUAUAGUUAGUUAGGUUUUAAAAUUGGGAAAACCAUAUGUGCGAGUGAUUUGAAAUACCAAUGUAUAUAUAGCAGC